Sciurus carolinensis (gray squirrel) is the source of this 1154-nucleotide messenger RNA. RefSeq names its product ATP23 metallopeptidase and ATP synthase assembly factor homolog (gene Atp23). The transcript has 6 exons. NCBI's taxonomy places the organism in Eukaryota, Metazoa, Chordata, Mammalia, Rodentia, Sciuridae. Gene Ontology annotation, molecular function: metalloendopeptidase activity. Gene Ontology annotation, cellular component: extrinsic component of mitochondrial inner membrane. Gene Ontology annotation, biological process: mitochondrial protein processing; mitochondrial proton-transporting ATP synthase complex assembly. The record is from RefSeq and is a predicted model, not a curated record. Bases 165 to 905 code for a protein of 246 amino acids.
CAAGCUCAGCGACCCUGCGGUCCAACGUCCACCGUUCUGCUGGGCUGCUGAUUGGCUCUGGGGAGGAGGGUCUCGGGAGGUGGGGUUGGCAAGAUCCAGGUUACCUUUUCCAGCCUCACAGCAGAACCAGAGCUGGAGGAAGCGCCUGCAACGUCUGUGGCGGCAUGGCGGGAGCCCCGGACCAGAGCCAACCGGGCCCCGCAGCAGGGGAGCAGCUGCAGCAGCAACGCGUCUCGUGCCAAGUGUUCUCGGAGCGGCUGGCCCAGGGGAACCCCCAGCAAGGGUUCUUUUCCAGCUUCCUCACCCAUAACCAGAAGUGCCAGCUAAUGCUCCUGAAGACGGUGGAGACAAAUCCAUAUGUCAAACUUCUACUUGAUGCUAUGAAGCACUCGGGGUGUGCUGUAAACAAAGAAAGACACUUUUCUUGUGAAGAUUGUAAUGGAAAUGUCAGUGGAGGUUUUGAUGCUACAACAUCUCAGAUUGUUUUGUGCCAGAAUAACAUCCGUAACCAAGCCCACAUGAGCAGAGUGGUCACCCAUGAACUCAUUCAUGCAUUCGAUCACUGUCGUGCACAUGUCCACUGGUUCUCCAAUGUCAGGCAUUUGGCCUGCUCAGAGGUUCGAGCUGCUAAUCUUAGUGGGGACUGUUCACUUGUAAAUGAAAUAUUCAGGUUACGGUUUGGAUUAAAACAACACCAUCAGGCUUGUGUUCGAGACAGAGCAAUUCUUUCUAUCCUGGCAGUUAGGAAUAUCAGCAAAGAAGUGGCUGAGAAGGCUGUUGAUGAAGUUUUUGAAUCUUGUUUCAAUGACCAUGAACCUUUUGGAAGGAUCCCACAUAAUGAGACAUAUGCGAAAUAUGCUCAUAGAGACUUUCAAAACCGUAAUCGGUAUUACUCAAAUAUAUGAAUGACAUUUUAUGUUACAGAUUUUCAGUGAUCAUGAAGAAAAAAUAUGGUUCUCAAGCAAACAAAUGUAUAAAUUGUAAACGAUCAAUUAAAUACAGAUAAAGUACAGAAGACACCAACUUUAAUAUAUGAUCAGAGAAAGUGAGGCAAAAAAUGAAAUUGUUUUAAGGUACAAGGUAAAAUUACAUCGUUGGAGCUAAUCAUUUGGUAAUUAGGAUAAAUAAAUUACACUUUUGUAUUUUCUACUGUG